Messenger RNA from Fusarium vanettenii 77-13-4, 3678 nucleotides. RefSeq lists its product as uncharacterized. The record is from RefSeq and is a predicted model, not a curated record. Gene Ontology annotation, biological process: nucleobase transport; transmembrane transport; DNA-templated transcription. Gene Ontology annotation, cellular component: plasma membrane. The transcript is spliced from 12 exons. Bases 1 to 3678 code for a protein of 1225 amino acids. NCBI's taxonomy places the organism in Eukaryota, Fungi, Ascomycota, Sordariomycetes, Hypocreales, Nectriaceae. Gene Ontology annotation, molecular function: zinc ion binding; nucleobase transmembrane transporter activity; DNA binding.
AUGGCAGCGUCAGCAUUGCUCAAACGCAUCGAGCUGCCACGUGGAUCCCGGUGGAUUAACGAGGAUGUCCGACCUGUCGGGUCGGAGAGACGCACCUGGACGUUUCUGACGUUCCACAACUUCUGGCUGCUAAUCAACUGCAACAUCGCCACAUACCUUACUGGAAGCGCUCUUAUUCCUCUGGGCCUUACCUGGUGGCAGGCUAUUAUUGCCAUCAUCAUUGGCAACAUCAUUGCUACUGUUGCCCUCAUCCUCAGCUCCCUUGCUGGAGCCUACUACCAUAUUGGUUUUCCCGUCUUUAGUCGGGCUGUUUGGGGCACUUGGGGUUCCCAAUUCGUCAUCUGGAACCGUAUCUUUCUUGCAUUUGGUGAGUAUGGCUUCCAAUCAUGGGUCGGAGGUGAAUGCACCUACUUGAUGCUUCUCUCGUGGGACCCCAACCUCGAGAAGCACAUCCCAAACAAGAUCCCCGCAGACACGGGCAUGACAUCCGCCCAGUUUCUGUCGUACUUUGUCUUUUGCAUCAUCAGUCUUCCGUUUCUCUGGAUUCGACCUCACCGGAUUGAAAAGUUCUUUUACUUUGCCAGCACGGUGACGCUGAUCUUCUUCCUCGUCCUGCUCAUCUGGGCUUUGGCUACGAUGGGACCAGACGGGUUUGGCGACACUCUCAAGUCGGGUACAGACAUUCCGUUGACUGGAAGCCCUAAUAGCACCGUUUGGCUCAUGAUUUCCGGCAUCAUGUCAACGGUUGGUUCCAUUGCAGCUGGAAUCCUCAACCAAAACGACUAUGCUCGACUUUCCCGCCGACCAAGCGAUGCUAUCUGGGGACAAGCCUUUGCAUUCCCCUUCUACAGCAUCAUUGCUUCUGUCAUUGGAAUUCUUGUCACGGCUGCCACUCAGAAACGUAUGGGCGAAGCCAUCUGGAACCCGCCCACUCUUUUUGUUGGCCUGCUCGCAAAGGACAAUAAUGCUGGAACCCGUGCAGCCGUCUUUUUCGCUGGACUCGCGUUGGCCAUCUCUCAGCUUGGCAGUAACCUCCCCGGAAACGCACUGUCUGGGGGCAUGGACUUGGCUUCAACUUUCCCCAAGUACAUCAACAUUCGACGAGGAGCUUACAUCGUUGCCCUCCUCAGCCCAGUCGUCAACCCUUGGCGUCUUGUCAACACGGCCACGACUUUCCUGACAGUACUGUCUGGAUAUGGCGUGUUCCUUGCUCCAAUGACUGGAUUGAUGGUGGCACACUAUAUCGUAGUGGCCAAGAUGAAGGUCAAUGUGGAUGACCUGUACACUGGGGACAGUAACAGCAUCUACUGGUACUACAAGGGCCUGAACUGGCGCGCUCCGAUCGCGUGGGUCGUUGGUGUUGCACCUCUUCUUCCUGGCUUCAUCGCAGCCGUCAACCUGUCCAUCUCCAUCUCCGAUGGUGCCAUUGAGCUGUACUAUCUCAACUACAUGUAUGGCUUCAUGGCAAGCGCAUUUGUAUAUGCCUUGCUUCAUCGCCUGGUCCCAGAUACAAAGCUUGAUGCUUUCGUUCAAGAAAGCCCAUCAGCGAAGGAAGUACAGGAGCUGUAUCAUGGUCGCUGGGACAUUACUUACGCCGAGGCUGGGACUCAGAUUGAGGACUCCUCUCCUUCGGCUGAUCCUCGCAAGGGAGCGGCAUCAACAUCCUCCCUCCCCUCCUCGUCAACAUCCAGCCCAGCCGCCUCGCGUGGGGACCGGACCGGCGGACCAGGAUGGAGAAUCUCACGGGUACCGACGCGCCGGAUCGCGGAGCGGGAGCGGGAACCCUCGCACCCCCCCGCAAAUUCACCAUCCGCAGCAAGUUUGGCCAGGCCCGUAAGCCUCGGAGCCGUAAGAACAGGCCGUGUGACGCUGUGUCAAUCGCUCUCAGAUCCAGACGCGCUAUUAGCAUCCCGAGCAAACACCCAGAGCGUUGCACCAUCGAGCUCCAGCCCACAGUCACCGUCAAUCUCUGCCAUCUCACCGUCAGCCUCUGAAAGCAACCCCCAACGAGCCGAGUCGGCUGCCGUCGUCCAUGACGGCCUCGUCCGCCAAUCAGGACCAGGACCUGUCGGCCAAGAAUCUGUGGCGUCGGCUGGCGUCGAUUCGCCGAUGCAGGACCCAGCAGACGAAAUUGUCCACUCGCUCGAGGAUGAACCCGACAAGACGACGCAUGCCAUGGGAUUGGCCGCCGAGCAGGACCCCUACUUCCUCGACGCCUUCAGAUCCCUCCUCCUGAGUGAGCGGGAGGGCAUUGACGCCAGCUUCCUCCAGGUCUAUCCCGGCGGACAAGACCCAGAUGACCACCCCAUUCACUUCCUUUUGCUGCAAGAUGAGUUCCCCGCACACAAGAACCAGGCUAAGCAAGCCGCAUCCGAUGCCAUCGAGACCUUUGUCUGGCCCCACGGCCCAGCUCUGGUCCGGCUGUAUUUCCGACAUGUCCACUCCGCGUUUCCCGUCAUCUCCAAGGGUCGCUUCCUACGCCAAUAUCUGACUGCCAAGCUCGAUAUCCCCUCGUCGCUGCGGGGCGCCGUUUACGCGUUGGCCUGUGUCUUUUGGCGAAAGGACCCAUCCCUUGAAGGCCCUUGUCCAUUCCAGCAACAUGACCUCACCAACCAUGCACAAGAGUCACUUAGGCGAGAGUUGGAGUCGCCGAACCUCUGGAGGUUGCAGGCUGCCCUGCUGCUAAUGCACAUGGUUCCUCCCGACAUCGAUAGCGUUGAAACUCCCUAUACCUGGAUCAUGGCGUCGCAAGCCACAGCGGCCGCUCAGAUGAUUGGCCUUCACAAAGACCCUACCAAAUGGAACAUUGCUCCAUGGGAAAAGAAGCUGCGGAGGAAGCUCUGGUGGGCCACCUACUUUACUGACUGCUGGUCAGCCGUUUGCCAUGGGAACCCUCCACACAUUGCUGCUGACACAUUCACCACGUCACCUCCAGACCUGGAGGAUCUCCGGUCUGAUGAAGACCUUCCCCUGGACUUGCAUCACAUGGUCGAUCCUUGCAACACAUCCUUCCGCGUGCCUGACGGUGUUCGCUUCCUUGAGAUGAUCAAUAUUGCUCGAGACACGCGCGUCAUCCUUGAUUGUAGUUGUGGCGUCAAAGCAACUGUGCAGACGCGCACUCAACUCAUUCCUAUACGAGACAAGCUAAGGGAAUGGCCAAGCCUUGUCCCGAACUGCUUGGCCGUUGGGCCCAAUACUUCCAACGGCCCGCUUCACCUAUCGUACUACGCCACCCAUGUGCUCUUGUUUCGUGGGCUCAUGUACCCAGCCACGAAAGCGGCGAAAGCGAACCCCGGUUCAAAUCUCCGCAGAUGGUUGUCAACGGCAUUAGCAGAGUUCGACAACUUUACUACUUUCAUGGCGUAUAUCACGGAGAAUGAGCUAACAAGCUUCUGGGGUCGUCCGACGGAGCCGCGGGAUGUUGAGGCGGCAUAUCGACUACUCGAAAAAUUCCACCUGUCAUUACAGCGUCUGGGGGCUACGGAAGACAUUGCGGCCAAGGUGCUUCUCCGGCCCGUCAUAUUGCGCAUCGAGUCGUUCUUUAUACAAGCCACAGAACUCAUCAAGACUGGCCGGACUGUAGAAUCACCGGUGUUGUACAAGGAAAAGAUGAAUGUAGAAGUGGUACAGGCUACCAGUUCGAGGGCGUCCCAUAUCAAGGACAUCAUCAGUCCGUAG